This is a messenger RNA of Scylla paramamosain (green mud crab), 1206 nucleotides long. RefSeq lists its product as uncharacterized. Gene Ontology annotation, molecular function: chitin binding. The transcript is spliced from 2 exons. The record is from RefSeq and is a predicted model, not a curated record. The coding region runs from base 119 to 949 and encodes 276 amino acids. Gene Ontology annotation, cellular component: extracellular region. NCBI's taxonomy places the organism in Eukaryota, Metazoa, Arthropoda, Malacostraca, Decapoda, Portunidae.
GUGGUGGUGGAGGUGGGGGUGAAGGAGUGUAUAUAAAGAGAUGGGGGAGUGCGUGACCCAUUACAUAUUCUAAACAUACUGGAUUUUGUCUGCGUGUGUGUUCGUGCAUCUCUUCACUAUGGCUAAGUGGACGGGUCUUCUGCUGCUGAUGCUUGUCCCAGCUGGUCUGUGCCAAAACUGCACCACAGAUCCUUGUGUGAAGGAUUGCACUGGCUGUGGCCCUGGGCAAUUCAUAGCUGACCCUGAGGACUGCCACCGCUACUAUGUGUGUGACGGCAAUGGUAACCUACAGUUUAAUGACCCUCUGUACUGUGAACACGGUGAGGUCUUCGAUAUAACCAUACGGGAAUGCCAAUCCGGUGCCCAAUGUAAUGUGUGCCAGCGUAAAUGUUACUACCAAUGCGCUCAGUCGCCUAAUAAUCUGAUCUCCUACUUCUAUGACUGCGGUUCUUACUAUGAGUGUGACUCUGCCGGCAUACCAGGCCCAGUCCAGAACUGCCCAGCUGACAAGCCGUUCUUCGAUGGCAUAGACUGUCAGGCUGAUGAGCGGCGGUGCUGCCACUGCCACCCUUACUGCUACGACGGAGACCAGGGCAAGUAUGUUGCGGACCCUAAGGAUUGUCGAAACUACUAUGCUUGUUUCACUCAGGGCAUCCCUAGCGGUCAGGGCCACUGUAGCCCUGGGGAAUUCUUUGAAACCGAUGCCUGUUCCUCACACGCCACAUGCAAUACGAUCUGCAAGAACGUGAUUGACUACGACGGCUGCAUCGACCCUUACACCUGCCUGGAGACUGGCUACUUCCCUAAGUGUCCCAGCAAGUGUGUCCCUCAGUACUACUUCUGCCCCCAGGUCUCCAAUACGUACGUGGAGGCCGAGGAGUGCCCUGUGGGAUACGACUUCCACCCUGAUUUGCAUGUGUGUGUCAGGACCGAGGACUGCCCCUAUUAAAAUGCUUUGAAAUGACCCUGAAAUGUCUCUUUACCUGAAGUUUUUAUCACAGGAACCAAAUGUUACUUAUCCUAAUUUGUACGUCACAGAAAUGAAAGUCAAAUACCGUUAAAAUGUCUAAAAAUGUUCCCUUAACCUAUUCUUUAACACAUGAGGCAAAUAAAUGCCCAAUAUUUGUAGCCCUAAUUUGCAAGCGUGUCUAUGUGUCAGGAAAAACAAAUGUCCCUAAUAAAUUGCCCUAAAUAUGUCCUUGAAAA